AUGUCGGGACAACAGCCAUUUCAAUCCCAUGGCUUCAAUACCUCCAUCGAUCUCGUGCGCAGACAGGCUUACAGCGUGCCUUCGUUGGCGGGUCACAAGCGCCCUCCAGAGUCCCUGUCAGGUGACCCGCCCUCCAAGACAUCCACCUCGGGCGUCAACCAUGGUUUAAACACCAUCUAUCAGCCAAAUCCCGGCUAUCAUCAGGCUUCCUCGACUUCUCGUCCAGUGGACUUUGUUCGUCCGUCAGUUAGUCGAUCACGGGGUCGUCUGGUAGCUAGUGAGAUCCGUCCUGUGACUGCUGCAGCGGAGGACCAACGCCGCAGCAUAGAGGAACAGGCUCCUCCAUCAUCAAGCCAGAAUCCACUCCUAUCUCUCAGAGACCCCCGAUAUGGUCUGCCCCCGUCAUUGGUCGCGAAUUUUGCGGCCCUGGGGGUCAGCAGUAUCUACGGAUGGCAGGCAUCCUGUCUAUUAGCCAGCGGGCUGCUGACGGGUGAACGCCACCUAGUCUAUACGGCACCCACAGGUGGUGGAAAAUCAUUGGUUGCCGAUGUUUUGAUGCUGAAACGCAUCAUUGAGAAUCCGUCUAAAAAGGCUAUCUUGGUGUUGCCUUAUGUUGCUUUAGUCCAGGAGAAGCUCAAGUGGCUGCGACGCAUUGUGCAGGACGUGGACAAAUAUAUUCUUGAUGAUCAGGAUUGGCAGAAGGAACAAAAGUCUAUUCGCGUUACUGGGUAUUUUGGUGGGAGCAGGACUACGGCUUCUUGGACGGAUACGGAUAUUGCUGUUUGCACAAUUGAAAAGGCCAACUCGUUGAUUAAUAGUGCCAUCGAAGAAUGCAGUAUUGGCGAUUUAGGCGUCGUUGUUCUGGACGAGCUGCAUAUGCUGGACGAUGAGCAUCGUGGUUAUCUUUUGGAACUCAUGGUCACCAAAAUACUAUUGCUCCAGCAGGAUAUCCAAAUCAUUGGAAUGAGUGCCACUCUUUCGAACACCGAACUGCUAGCAGAGUGGAUGAAUGCCAAAUUCUUCAUUUCAACCUAUCGACCCGUUCCGAUUGACGAGUAUUUAAUCUACGAAAAUGCUAUCUAUCCAGCAGCAACAUCUAGACAACUCUUCCAGACCAUUUCCAAACUAAGAUCCGCACCAACAGAAGCCCUGACAAACACUAUGCCUCCGCAUCGAAUGAUCGAGCGCUCCACGUUCCGGGAACUUUCCCACCCCAUGACGAACUCGAUGGUCGCUUUGGCUAUUCACACAGCCAUUGCUGGGUACGGCGCGUUGGUGUUUUGUGGCAAUCGCCAAGCUUGUCAGCUCCAUGCGGCUAUUAUGAGCGAGGCUAUGCCAGGAACUACUGACGUGGAUCCAGCCGAGUUGAGCAAACGGUUGGACUUGUUAGCUGAAUUACGCAGUCUGCCAAGUGGUCUCGAUCCGGUUCUUGAAACUACGCUCAUCAAGGGGGUUGGCUUUCAUCAUGCGGGAAUGACGACCGAAGAAAGAGAAUUCAUCGCUCAAGCUUACGAUCAAGGUGCCUUAAAAGUACUUGUCGCCACGUGCAGUCUCGCGGCUGGCGUCAACCUCCCAGCAAGAAGAGUUAUCAUAAAUGGUGCGCGAAUGGGCCGUGAGUUGGUCGGCCCUGCGAUGCUACGACAAAUGUGUGGACGCGCUGGACGCAAAGGAAAGGACGAAGCUGGAGAGACGUACCUUAUAUGUGGAAAAGCGGAUUUGGAAGCCGUGUGUGAUUUAUUAGAGGCUGAUAUGCCCGCCAUCGCCAGCUGUCUAGCUCCGGAGAAGCGGGGACUCAAGAGGGCACUUUUGGAAGCAGUAGCAACCGGACUGGCUUCUGGUUGCGAAGCAAUCAAGGAAUAUGUGAAAUGCACACUCCUCUGCCGGACAUUGGACAAGAAAAUCGCAUACAGCAUCAUGGAUUCCGCACUACGAGAACUAGUCGGCGAAGAACUUUUGCGCCUCACAGAUGACGAAUCGUACGAGGCAACACAGCUUGGACAAGCGGUUGUUGCAUCCGCAUUCGCCCCCGAAGAUGGCCUCUUCGUGUAUAAAGAGCUAAAGCGAGCACUGCAGGCUUUCGUCAUGGACGGUGAUAUGCACAUCUUCUACAUGUUUACUCCUCUGCAAGUAGCGGCAAGCACACAAAUCGAUUGGCAGAUAUUUCGGGAUCAAUUGGAUUUUCUUGACGAGAGUGGCUUGCGCGCGCUGCAAUUUGUCGGUGUUUCGCCGGGUUUUGUCAACACCAUGGUCCAAUCCGGCGCCACCUUAAAAGAAACCACUCCUGAGCAAAUUAACCUAGCCCGCAUCUACCGCCGCGCCUACACAGCCUUCCAACUGCGCGACCUUUCCAAUGAAGUCCCUCUCUCCACAAUCGCCAUCCGCUACCGCAUCCCCCGCGGCACAGUCCAAACCCUAGCCCAACAAUGCCAUGGCUUCGCCGCAGGCAUCGUCAAAUUCUGCCAAAGAAUGGAUUGGGGCAUGCUAGCGGCUGUUCUAGACCAUAUGCGUGAUCGACUGGAAGCAGAGGCACGUGCUGAUCUUUUGGAGAUGGCGCAGGUUACUUAUGUUAAGGGGUGGACGGCAAGGCUAUUACGGGAGAAUGGGUAUAAGGGUUUGAGGGCGUUGGCGGAGGCAGAUCCUAAAGAUCUUGUUCCGGUUUUGACGAUGGUAAACCCACGGAAAUCGCACAAAAGUCAACUGCAUCCGACAGAGGCAGAGCGGUAUUCUGCCAAGUUACUGGCUAAAGCGGAAAUUAUUGUUGCAUCGGCGAAUGAGAUUUGGGAACGUGAGAUGCAAGUUGACUUGGAGGAGUAG
Aspergillus glaucus CBS 516.65 is the source of this 2814-nucleotide messenger RNA. Its product is annotated as DEAD/DEAH box helicase. The transcript has 9 exons. Gene Ontology annotation, molecular function: ATP binding; nucleic acid binding. Bases 1 to 2814 code for a protein of 937 amino acids. The record is from RefSeq and is a predicted model, not a curated record. Lineage: Eukaryota; Fungi; Ascomycota; Eurotiomycetes; Eurotiales; Aspergillaceae.